Molecule: messenger RNA, 1127 nt
Organism: Megachile rotundata (alfalfa leafcutting bee)
Lineage: Eukaryota; Metazoa; Arthropoda; Insecta; Hymenoptera; Megachilidae
Gene: Jhbp2
Product: Juvenile hormone binding protein 2
Biological process (GO): multicellular organismal reproductive process
Source: RefSeq, a predicted model, not a curated record
UCGAGUUGCUCGGUUAAAACGUUUAAUUUUAAAAUAGGAACACAAGAUGAUGAGGAAAUUCGGGUUGUUGUUGUGCGUGUGUUCGUUGUUGCUGAUAGAUGUACGGGCCAUGGGCAGGUACAGGGGAUUGGAGUUUUUGGAACCGUGCUCCAGGAGGGACCACGAUGUGGAGAGCUGUUUGGCGAGGUCGGUCAAUGUCCUCACUGAACACUUCCGUCAUGGUUUACCUCAAUUGGGCUACCCUGAAGUGGAGCCAAUCAUCCUUGACGAGCUCCACAUCUCCGUCGGCGGUGGACCCGAAGGAUACAGAGCACAAUUCAAAAAUAUAACCGCGAAAGGAGUAUCCACGUUACGGGUGACUGGUUUGAGGACCAGGAUAUCGGACGAUGAAGUGCAAUUACAAUUAGCUUUGAGUAUUCCGAAGAUCAGAGCUGCUGCGAAGUAUAGGUCCAGUGGGACUUUGCUUUUGGUGAAGGCUAGUGGCGCUGGGGAUUAUUGGGGAGAAUAUGAGGGUGUUAAGGCCAAGGUGUUCAUCAGGGCAAGACCAUUCUCCUACCAAGGUCGCUAUUAUUUAAGGUUGCAACAACUGAAAAUGGACUUCAGCGUGCAGAAUAUUAAAAUGGGCGUUGAGAACAUUCGCGACAGUAACGCCAUAAUUCUCGCCGCGUUGAACCUGUUCAUUAACACAAACAGCCAGGAGUUGUUGAAAGAGAUGAAACCGGAUCUGAGGAGGAAAUUAGUCCAAGUAAUGUCGACCUUUGUUGAAAAGAUCUUUGCUCAAGUACCAUACGAUGCGUGGCUCACCGAUUAAAACGAACAAAAUGGCGUCUCGCGUGUCGAAGUCAUUCAACUUUUGCCUUGAAUUCAAGGAUCGAAAUUUUUAUUUCCGUGAAACGGAAUUAUUCGAAUAAUCACUUAACGGAGAGAAACGAAUGUUCAAUCGCUGAGAAAAUUCAAUUAAAUUAAAUUAUCAUUUUUUAAAUGGACAGUUCUUUAGUGCUUGAAGUAAAAUUGUUUGGUUAAAUGUGUGAAUGCUUGUUUUAAAAUAUUGUAAUGUUUAAUUAAUAUAGUAAGUAAAUUAAAGAGGUAUCUAAUAAGGAUAGUGUAGAAAAAUUUUACCUUGUAUG